UGUUGGGAAAGUGGGUGUCGCUGUGCACGCUGCUGGAGGAGCUUCCCAGCGAUGUGUCGCAGACUUUAAACACACUGUGACAUACAGUGGUGGAAGGAGGGGAGAUCGCGCCGUAUUGGAUCGUAUACUGCAACACUUCUUAUGCAAUGAGUCCGGCCGUUUUCAUUCUGAUCUGUGUCUGACGAUUCAGUUUCCGCGCGCGAUGCUCUGACCGCCGUGUGUUUAUAUGGAGACAGACACCCUAAGAAACAGUCAACCGGGAAAUGGUAACACAUGAACCUCCUCACUGGAAGGAACAUGGUUGAGAGGAGCAGUAAAUUUCUGUUCAUCGUUGUCGGAUCGGUUCUGUUCAUGCUGAUUUUGUAUCAGUACGUGGCUCCGGGGAUGAUGAACUUCGGCUCUCCGCACGGGUACAUGCUGGAAGACGAUGCGGAUCUCUUCCCGACUCCUGAUCCGCAUUACGUGAAGAAAUACUAUUUCCCCAUCAGGGAUCUGGAGCGGACUGUGGAUUUUGAAAUCAAAGGGGAUGAUGUGAUUGUGUUCCUCCACAUCCAGAAGACCGGCGGCACCACGUUCGGGAGGCACCUGGUCCAGAAUGUCAGGUUGGAGGUUCCGUGCGACUGUAGACCGGGACAGAAGAAGUGUACUUGUUACCGACCCAACAGGAAAGAAACGUGGCUCUUCUCUCGGUUCUCCACCGGUUGGAGUUGUGGUUUACACGCGGACUGGACCGAACUGACCAACUGCGUCCCGGGGGUUUUGAACAAAAAGGAGAGCAGGAUGAAAAACCAAAGGAAGUUCUACUACAUUACCGUUUUACGGGACCCUGUGUCUCGGUACCUAAGCGAGUGGAGACACGUCCAGCGCGGGGCCACAUGGAAAACCUCCCUGCACAUGUGCGAUGGGCGAACACCCACACCGGAGGAGCUGCCCCCCUGCUACGAGGGCACCGACUGGUCGGGCUGCACUUUGCAGCAGUUCAUGGACUGUCCGUACAACCUCGCAAAUAACCGUCAAGUGCGCAUGCUGGCCGACCUCAGCCUGGUGGGCUGCUACAACAUGUCCUUCAUCCCGGAGAAGAAGCGUGCGCAGGUACUACUCGAGUCGGCCAAGAAGAACCUACGAGACAUGGCCUUCUUCGGCCUGACCGAGUUCCAGCGCAAAACGCAGUACUUGUUCGAACGGACCUUCCGCCUCAAGUUCAUCCGGCCCUUCAUGCAGUACAAUAGCACACGGGCCGCGGGAGUGGACCUGGAUAACGGCACAGUGCAGCGGAUCGAGGAGCUCAACGAUCUGGACAUGCAGUUGUACGACUACGCCAGGGAUCUUUUUCAGCAGCGCUACAUGUACAAGCGACAACUCGAGCGAAGAGAGCAGCGCCUUAAGAACCAGCUCGCCCUUUUCCCAUUUCGCCGGGCACCCAGCUCUGAUUUCAGGGAUGAUGCACCGGAGUCCGAGGCGUCCCGACUGCCCACGGAGGACUACAUGAAUCACAUCAUCGACCGCUGGUAGCAGUGCUGGGGGGAGGGGGACGGUAAAUACCGGUUGAGGAGGAGAAAAGGGCUGCGAUGCCCAGGUCAAAUCAAGCAGGAGAGGAACAUGGCGAACAAGAAAGAGAUAGAACUUUAGCGCCACAAUUAAAUACGGCCCUCCCCCCUUCUGUUGUGCUCCAGGAUAUCCUCCGGUCGUCCUGGAGAGGAAGGACUCUAAACGCGGCAUGCUCUUCGCCGCUAAUGCGAAGACUUUGCGUGUUAGGACAGAAAUGACUGAGUAACUUAAAGCACUGAGCCUGAACUUAAAACUAAGAGGCGAAGACUUCUACAGGCGCAUUCGCCCACGGAAGGAAAAAACAUACGUUAAAAUGAUCGGAAUUAUACUCACUGCAGAUUUUAAAAGAAUGAACCGAUUGAAAUUGUAUAAGGGUAUUUGCUUAAAUGUCUUUUGCCAUUUCAGCCAUAAUAACGGUCUGUCUCUUUAUUUUUUCAUUUAUUAUGGUCUAAUUAUUUUUGAAAGGGAUUGUUCGUCCCUCAAAGAGGUAAAACUCACAGCACUGAGACCAACAGAGCUGCCUAACACUUAUUAGAUGCAAUUUAUUAGUUUUUCAUAAUCGUUGAUGACUUGAAAAAGGUCUGUUCUAUUGUCCCUUUUUGUAUUUGCACAUCGGUUGCGAAUUUCAAUGGAGGGACGGACGACGUGUGGACCAUAGCCAUUAUUUAAGCUUUCAGCAUACUUGUACGAGAAAAUUCUGUGUGCUAAGCGUACUAAUAUAACCUUACCGAAUGUGAGAGUUGUUUCGUUUGUCUGAUCCGACAGAUGUCUUGCGUGAUGUUAUAGACCGAGACCAAUUCUAAGUUGUCAUUAGCACUCAAUCAAGGCCAUUUCGCGAGAACCUGGUGGAGAUCCAAAGAGGAAACCGUGUCUUAUUUUACACUUAGUAAGGAUGGGCUCUGUGUUUCUAGGCGAAGUCAUGCAAUCUAAAUACGACUGACUCUGUAAUGACGCCUGUGUGUCAGUCAAUAACGGAAGCAUUUUAGAGCUUGUGUGAAAGUGUGUGUGUGAAAGAGAGUGCUCGUGAAUUGCAAGAGCAGAAUGAAGAAGCAGCAAAUGCAGCCUUUAUAAAUGUCAUCACCAUUCCCAAUUCCCAGAGACUACUCAUUAAGUAUGCGGGUGGAUGGAGGAUUAUUGUGUGUGUUUGAGAUUCUAAGCAUUCUGUUGAGGAUGACUGUUUUAGGUACGCAAUCAUGUUUGGCUGUUAUUUUUUUUCUGUGCGAAUGUGUGCGAGUGUGCGAGUAUUUCACAAUCGAUAUCUUGCCAUGGUCCUCAGGGACUGAAGCGAUUGCCAGUAAGGGGACAAGAAUGAUGUCACAUGUUUCCCCUUAUGCAAAUCUUUGAGUUGUUUGUUGUUCAAGGAAUAGUUUGCACUGAGAAGUGCACAGUUCUCUCAUUAUUUACUCACUCCUAAUCCAUGUGACCAUAAAAUGAGAUGUUUUGCAGAAUGCUCAAUCUGCUCUUUUCCAAACAUUGAAGGUGAAUAGGAACCUGAGCUGUGGACAACCAAAACUAUAUUUAAAUUCAAGUCUUAAAGUGUAUUUAAAGUGUAGUUAAGUCAAAUGGAUGGUCACUUUUUCAUUGUACAGGAUAUAAAAGAGCAGCGUGAGCAUCCUGCAAAGCGUCUUCAUUUUAGGUUCCACUGAAAAAAGAAAGCCGUACUGAUUUGAAAAUACUGAGAAUGAGUAAAUGACAGAAUAGUAAUUUUUGGGUGGACUGUCCCUUUAAGUUGACGUCUCCACAACAACUUCAGAGUAAACAUUAUGUGAAUAAGGUAUCAGGAAGAAUUACCUUGACUCUGACUCUUAAAGUGUUAAGUGGGAUGUUUUGACUUUACUUUACUUACUGCUCUGCAAUGGGAAUUUGUUUUCUCAGUAGCUAUAAUGACAGACUACUCUUCACUUACGCAUAUGUAACCUAAAGUGUUAUGUUUUUCAGGAACAAAUCUUCUCAUGACGGAUCUGCAUAAUUCAUGAAUGAUUUUUAGGAAGGCAGCCCUUUAUUAAUAUCUCAGUGUGAUGCUGCCAUUCCCCACAGCUGAUAUGCUCUUAAUUGAAACCCUCAGGGUUGUAGUAAUUGUUGGUCUCAUUGCAGGAUAUUUCGGUGACCAUGUGUUUCUCAACCUUAAUUUAACAAUGGCAUCCAGCCAAUCAGAAUAGAAUAUUGGUGUGCUUUAAAAUUGUCCACUGCGUCCAACUGUCAAAUAUUAGGCCAGAAUCAUGCUCUACAGUGACGCUAACAAACCCCAGUACUCAAGGGGGCAACAUGGUCACUUUCAAAUUUUUGGGCCAUUAAAGUGUUCUUAUUCAGGUAACUAGCUAUAGAUGGUUUAACUUUUACUUACUCAGCUAGAUUGCUCAGUCAUGACGGUAGUUGACCUGAAAGAGAAAGCGUAUUCAGUUUAUGCUAAAUCCUGCUAUGGCAAUACGACACAGUGGUAAUACGACACAGCUCAGUUGCGUUAUCAAUUGCAUCAUUUUCAUAACAGUUUCUAAAAUGAAGCUAGAGGCAUUUGCCUUUACCUACUCCUCUAGAGUGUGUUUCUGGCCUUAUGUGAGUCUAGCAAAUUGACUUCAGCUCUUUCUGAAAGAAAGAUUCAUUUAUUAAUCACAUCCAGUUCAUCUGCUCUGGGUAUUUUUCUCAUUAUUUCAGCAAUGGAUCAUCAAAUACACCAUUAAAAAUGCAUUUUUGUAUAAAUA
This is a messenger RNA of Carassius gibelio (silver crucian carp), 4247 nucleotides long. RefSeq names its product heparan-sulfate 6-O-sulfotransferase 1-A-like. The record is from RefSeq and is a predicted model, not a curated record. Gene Ontology annotation, cellular component: membrane. The transcript has 2 exons. Gene Ontology annotation, molecular function: heparan sulfate 6-sulfotransferase activity. NCBI's taxonomy places the organism in Eukaryota, Metazoa, Chordata, Actinopteri, Cypriniformes, Cyprinidae. Bases 274 to 1512 code for a protein of 412 amino acids.